AAGUAAUGCACUCACUCUGAUAUCGAUACCACCUAAAGUACAGAGUACAGCAAGGUCGGAGUAUUCAACACCUAUCAAAGACAUCCAUAGGCAACGGGGUGAUUGGGGGAAACUUAAAGUUCCUACCAAAGUUAACUGAUAUCAACAAACAUCUCCAUCUCCAUUUCCAUCUCCGUCUCCAUCUCCAUCCACAACUUGCAAACCUUCCUUCAUAUCCAUACCGGUGCUGUCAAAUACAUGCUACCAUACUACCAUCAUACAUACACUCAACUCUCCAAUCAGAUCACCAUACAUAUCUCGAAACACCAUACGACAAGAACUCUUGGGGAAUUGAUACACACAAGAAACAUAAAGAUCAAGAUCAAGACACAAGAAAAAACACGUCUUUUCAUGCAUAAGCCAAUUCAAAACAUAAGAGCUUUCAGAUCCUAAGCUUUGUAUUUAUCUAUCUCUUACAUACCGGUACCUACUUCCACCCCUUCUUCGCCUUGCCAAGAUUACUUUUUUCCAACAGCAACAUCGGGCGUCAACAAACAAAUCCCUGCCCAUGCCCGGAUAGUAAAACCCCACCUACUCCAUCUCCACCUCGACCAUCACAAACCUUACCAUAUCAAAAAUCGGGCAAACGUUGUAACUCUUCGCCCAGCAUUCAUUAUUCCUAUCUACGCAAAGUUGUUUUGAAGGACGGCAGAGGACCAAGCCGUAAUCAUGAAUAGCAACGAUGAGGAGGCUCUUAGCUCCGUCUACAAAAAGAUCCAGCGCGAACGUGCUCUCCUCAAUGCCGCGAAUCAAAUGAGGCAGCAGACUCAGAAUGAGCAAGUUAGAGCUAGGAUAGAUAUACAAAUGCGCGAUGGUCGUCGAAAUAUUUCAUACCUAGAGGAGCGCAUGAAAGAAUUACAGCUACGAACAGAAGGUCGAACGGGUAGUGCGGGGAGUAGUGCUGGUCGCCCGCCCAGUAGCGGUCUGCGUGAUGAUAGAGCCGCUCCGCCGCCAACCCCGCCGCCCAAGGAUGCCAGAGGAAAUCCCAUCGAGACGGGGGAUCAAGCCGGAUAUGGUGAUCAGGAAUACAGUCAGAUUGGUGGUCAUGGUGAUAUGAUGCCACCGAGAAAUCCUUUUGCGCCUCCUGCACCAGGUUCUGGCAUGCCUAGAUCACGUCCUAAUUAUACCAAGCUUGACCUCAUCAAGUAUGAUACCCCUUAUCUAGGACCCCGCAUUCAACUCAUGCUUUCACAAUUGGAGUUUAAGCUUAACGUCGAGAAACAAUAUUUGAAGGGUAUCGAGAAGAUGGUUCAAUUAUAUCAAAUGGAGGGCGAUAGGAAGAGUAAAGCGGAUGCUGCUGCUCGCCGAGUUGAAAGUAAUCAAAAGAUUCAAAUCCUCAAGCAGGCUUUGAAAGGUUACGAAGAUUUACAUAUAGAUAUGGAGAGCUCAGCGGAUGCUCCAGAUGAUGAUAGUAUCAAUACCCCUAAUAUGCGAAAGCCUUUGACAGGUCAACUUGUUCUCCGCAUUCAAGCAGUUAAAGACGUUGAUCAUGCAACAACCAGUAGAUUUACAAGAGGUCCGGAAACUUCUAUCGCCGUGAAGGUAGAAGAUAAUGUUGUUGCACGAACGAAAAACACCCGAACUGAUAAAUGGGAGAAUGAAAUUCAUAACAUUUAUGUGGACAAGGCAAACGAAAUCGAACUUACGGUUUACGACAAAGCUGGCGAUCAAGCAUUACCUAUUGGUUUAUUGUGGGUCCGAAUAUCUGACAUUGUCGAAGAAAUGAGAAGGAAGAGAAUCGAGGCCGAGAUCAACAACUCCGGGUGGGUUUCUGCGGACCGCAUGGCUAGUGGUGGCGCCCCACCAGCACAAUUUCCAAUGACUGGCACAAGUCAAUUUGGACCGCCGCCAGGUAGCGCGGGAACUGGAGCACAACCAGCGGGAACAAACGAGUUUGGAGGGCCGGGAAAUACAGUGGUAGCACCACAACCGAUCGAUGCGUGGUUUGCCCUCGAACCUAGUGGUGCCGUAAAUCUCAAUAUCUCGUUCACGAAACAAACUAAAGAUCGGAGACCAUUUGACCUUGCCCUUGGUCGAAAAGGUGCCAUUCGUCAAAGAAAGGAAGAAGUCCACGAGAUGUAUGGACACAAGUUCAUCUCGCAACAAUUUUACAACAUCAUGCGAUGUGCACUCUGUGGAGACUUCCUUACAUAUACUGCUGGUAUGCAAUGUGAGGACUGCAAAUAUACUUGUCAUACGAAGUGUUUCUCACAAGUCGUUACGAAAUGUAUCAGCAAAUCCAAUGCGGAAACCGAUCCAGACGAGGAAAAGAUCAAUCAUCGUAUUCCACAUCGUUUUGAGAAGUUCAACAAUAUGAGCGCCAACUGGUGUUGUCAUUGUGGAUAUGUUUUGCCCUUCGGAAAGAAGAAUUGUCGCAAGUGCACAGAAUGUGCCCUUACAUGCCAUGCACACUGUGUACAUCUUGUUCCAGAUUUCUGUGGUAUGUCCAUGGCUGUCGCAAACGCCAUUCUUGAAGGUAUUAGAGGCCAAAAACGACGACUGACGACACCUGUUCCCAUGAGCGAGAAAACAUUGCGAGAGAAAAAGCCAGAAACGGAAGGAACACCGACUGAUCGUAACUCUUAUGGAUCACCUGAAUCACAACGACCUCCUAGAGCAAAAUCUUAUGGGGCACCCAGCUCCAGCGACGCUACUCAAGCCGCACAGGCAAUGUACACACCAAGUUCACCACAACAACAACGACCAGCAGGACCUGAUCGAACAUCCACAUCAUCAAGUGCUACAGCUGCCGCUGCUGCAGCAACUGCUGCAAUGGGGGGUAGGCAACCGAUACCUCCAAGAGACCAAUAUUCCCGAGCUUCCACCGAUUAUACCCAACAAGUCGGAGCUCAACGAGGCGCGGCUGGCAAUGCACAAACACCCGAUAAGCAUUCUGAGACCAGUCCAUAUGGUGCAAAUCCCUCGGCGCAAAUGCCUACACAGCCAGCUUAUAACCCUGCCGCAUAUGCAAAUGUUGACAGUGGUUAUUCUCAGCCAAUGCCCCAACUACAACAUUCGCCACUCCCACCUCCUCCUCCAUCUGCAACAAUGUUUGCGCCUCCAUCACAAGGACCUCCUCCAGAGAUUCCACUCCCUGCACAGCCUAGUUCACAACAAGUCGUACCUCAAGGGCAACAACGAAAGCAAGUUCCUGCAGCAAACGAACCAGGCACUGGACGUCGUAUUGGUCUUGAUCAUUUCAACUUUCUUGCGGUUCUGGGUAAGGGUAAUUUCGGUAAGGUCAUGCUUGCUGAGACCAAGCAAACUAAGCAACUUUAUGCCAUUAAAGUUUUGAAAAAGGAGUUCAUCAUUGAGAAUGAUGAAGUCGAAAGUACUAGGUCCGAGAAGAGAGUAUUCUUGAUCGCAAACAAGGAACGUCAUCCUUUCUUGUUGACUCUCCAUGCCUGUUUCCAAACAGAAACUAGAGUAUAUUUCGUUAUGGAGUACAUCAGUGGUGGUGAUCUUAUGUUGCACAUUCAACGAGGGCAAUUCGGAACUAAGCGUGCACAAUUUUAUGCCGCUGAGGUCUGCUUGGCUUUGAAAUACUUCCACGAAAAUGGUGUUAUUUAUCGUGAUUUGAAGUUGGACAAUAUUCUAUUGACACUUGAUGGUCACAUCAAAAUUGCCGAUUAUGGUCUCUGUAAGGAAGAGAUGUGGUAUGGUUCGACUACGAGCACUUUCUGUGGUACUCCUGAAUUCAUGGCCCCAGAGAUUUUGCUAGACAAAAAAUACGGUCGAGCAGUCGAUUGGUGGGCAUUUGGUGUUCUCAUUUACCAAAUGCUUCUCCAACAAUCACCCUUCAGGGGAGAGGAUGAAGACGAAAUUUACGAUGCCAUUCUUGCGGAUGAACCUUUAUACCCAAUCCACAUGCCCCGUGAUUCAGUAUCGAUAUUGCAGAAAUUAUUGACACGUGAACCUGAACAAAGACUGGGAAGUGGACCUACUGAUGCACAAGAGAUCAUGAGUCAACCAUUCUUCAGAAGCAUUAAUUGGGAUGAUGUUUACCACAAGAGAAUUGCACCACCUUUCCAACCUUCUAUCACCAAUGCUACCGAUACUAGCAAUUUCGAUUCCGAAUUCACCAGUGUCACACCUGUUUUGACACCAGUGCAGUCUGUUUUGUCUCAAGCUAUGCAAGAAGAGUUCCGCGGUUUCUCUUACUCUGCUGAUUUUGUUUGAGCGGAUCGAAUACCUAAGCCACUGAUUUUCUUGUCGCCAUAGACGCUAUGAAAUUCACAUUUUUAGGAAGGGGCUGGGCUUUCUGUAAACCAAAUCAUGCCAGAUAUAGGACCUACAUUAGGGAAACUAUUGGGACGGGCUUAGCACGUGUUUAGUGAAGGAGAGCGGGGACAAAAGGAGAAGAGUGAGGGGGUUGAGGGAGUAGAGAGGAGUAGAAGGUGAUUGGUUUGGAUGAAUGGAUAAAUAUGGUGGGAGGAUGAAUAAUGGUAUGAAAGAAAGUGAAGGCAUCGAUAAUGAACCAUUGAUAAUGAAUGAAUUAAUGGAUGGAUUGCAUGAUAUAUGACGAUUGAUUGGUUGAUUGGUUGAUUCGAUUGAAAAUCGCUGCUGUAUGUGAGUAUGUGAUGGGGCGAGUGCAUUAGUAUGACGAUGAGAAUGAACAUGAGAGCUGGAGAGAAAAUUAAAAUGGGGGUGGAAUGUGGAAGUGGAAGUGGAAGUGGAAGUGGAAGUGGAAACGGGGGAAAACUUUAGUUACAUAGGCAACGAAAAACAUUACAAUACGGUACAACAGAUAGAUAAUUAUGGAUUCAAUUCAGUUCAAUUCAC
This is a messenger RNA of Botrytis sinoallii, 4821 nucleotides long. RefSeq lists its product as uncharacterized. NCBI's taxonomy places the organism in Eukaryota, Fungi, Ascomycota, Leotiomycetes, Helotiales, Sclerotiniaceae. The transcript has 7 exons. Gene Ontology annotation, biological process: protein phosphorylation; fungal-type cell wall biogenesis; signal transduction. Gene Ontology annotation, molecular function: ATP binding; diacylglycerol-dependent serine/threonine kinase activity. The record is from RefSeq and is a predicted model, not a curated record. Bases 709 to 4218 code for a protein of 1169 amino acids.